AAACCCAAUUAUAUAUAUUGCUUAAAGUUCCCUACACAACACAAAUUCACACAAACCUUACAACAAUAAUUAUAGUACCAUACACAGAUUUCAUUAUGAUGGUGGAAGUUGAUACAAAUACACUUCCUCUUUUUUUUACCCUUGCAGCUGCAUUAUUUGCAUACUUAUUAUGGUUCCAUUUACUUGCUCGAACCCUAACCGGUCCAAAAGUUUUUCCAUUUUUCGGCAGCCUCCCGGUUCUCUUCAUGAACCGGAACCGGGUUCACGAUUGGAUGACCUCAAACCUAAACCGAACCGGCGGUUCAAAUACUUACCAAACAUGCAUCCUUCCUUUCCCAUUCUUAGCCCGUAAACAAGGCUUCUACACAGUCACAAGUCACCCAAAAAACAUUGAACAUAUCCUCCGAACCCGGUUCGAUAAUUACCCAAAAGGACCAACAUGGCAAACCGCUUUCCAUGAUCUUUUAGGACACGGAAUCUUCAACAGCGAUGGUGACACGUGGCUGGUUCAACGUAAAACCGCUGCACUCGAAUUCACAACUCGAACCCUUCGUCAAGCCAUGGCUCGUUGGGUGAACCGAACCAUAAAAAACCGGUUAUGGUGCAUUUUAGACAAAGCGGUAAAAGAAAAAGUUACCGUUGAUUUACAAGACCUUCUUUUACGGUUAACUUUUGAUAACAUUUGUGGACUCACUUUUGGAAAAGAUCCGGAGACUCUUUCUCCGGAUCUUCCAGAUAACCCCUUUUCUCUUUCUUUCGAUUACGCCACUGAAGCUACAUUGCAAAGACUACUUUACCCCGGAUUCUUUUGGAGGAUCCAGAAGCUUCUAGAUUUUGGUGCUGAGAAAAAAUUGAGAGAGAGUUUAAGUAUUGUUGAAAAUUAUAUGAAUGACGCUGUUUCAGCUCGCGAGAAAUCCCCAUCCGAUGAUCUUUUAUCGCGCUUUUUGAAGAAGCGCGACGGCAAUGGAAAACCGUUUGACGCCGGGAAACUGAGACACAUUGCAUUGAAUUUUGUUCUAGCAGGGAGAGAUACUUCAUCAGUGGCAUUGAGCUGGUUUUUCUGGCUUGUCAUGAAUCAUCCUAGCGUGGAGGAGAAGAUUCUAGCAGAGUUAACGGCGGUUUUGGCUGAAACUCGCGGUGGUGAUUCUCGCCGGUGGACGGAGGAAGCCGUGGAUUUUGAGGAAGCAGAGAAGCUUGUUUAUCUAAAAGCUGCAUUGGCUGAGACACUAAGACUAUAUCCUUCGGUGCCGGAGGAUUUCAAAUAUGCGGUCGACGACGAUGUUUUACCAGACGGAACGGUGGUUCCGGCGGGUUCAACGGUGACAUAUUCGAUAUAUUCAGUUGGAAGAAUGAAGAGUGUAUGGGGUGAAGAUUGCAUGGAAUUUAAACCGGACCGGUGGUUAUCGGUUCAUGAAGGUCAAACCCGGUUUGAACCACCAAAAGAUGGUUAUAAGUUUGUGGCUUUUAAUGCUGGACCGAGGACUUGUUUAGGGAAGGAUUUGGCUUACCUUCAAAUGAAAUCUGUUGCUGCUGCUGUUUUGAUUCGUUACCGGCUUUUACCGGUUCCCGGUCAUAAGGUUCAACAAAAAAUGUCUCUUACACUCUUUAUGAAGUAUGGGUUACGUGUGUUCUUGUGUCCACGUCAGCUUCAGCAACCCAACUCUGCAUAGGAGAGGAAUUUCUAUUUCCCGGUCAUCGUACUCGCAUUUACCGAUUUAGAGAUAUCGAUGGUUUUCAGAUCAAGAUCGAAAAACUAUCGAUAUUUUUAAUGCGUAAUUGUGGAAAAUGUCUAUGGCUGAUCACUCAUAUGCUGUACAAAGGGUAGUGUGAUCAUUUCACCACUAUAACCAAUGUUAAUUUGUUUGUGUUUCCUUGUUGUUAUUAAAUUAUUAUUUACUGUUGUUUUGGGGAGGGUGAGUUUGUUUACUGGUUGAGUCAAGGGUGGGUCAAAAUUUAGUUUACAGUUUGUUUGUUGAACUAAAGUGUACUUUGUUGUUUAUGUUACAUACGAGGUCCAGUUCAUAGGACUUUCAUAUUCAUGUUGUUGUUCAUCAAUAAUACAUUCAUCACACAAAUUUAUAGUUAUA
Medicago truncatula (barrel medic) is the source of this 2087-nucleotide messenger RNA. RefSeq names its product cytochrome P450 86A1. The record is from RefSeq and is a predicted model, not a curated record. Gene Ontology annotation, molecular function: heme binding; monooxygenase activity; oxidoreductase activity, acting on paired donors, with incorporation or reduction of molecular oxygen. The transcript has a single exon. Bases 96 to 1670 code for a protein of 524 amino acids. NCBI's taxonomy places the organism in Eukaryota, Viridiplantae, Streptophyta, Magnoliopsida, Fabales, Fabaceae.